Messenger RNA from Gekko japonicus, 1854 nucleotides. RefSeq names its product bone morphogenetic protein 4 (gene BMP4). Gene Ontology annotation, cellular component: extracellular region. The record is from RefSeq and is a predicted model, not a curated record. NCBI's taxonomy places the organism in Eukaryota, Metazoa, Chordata, Lepidosauria, Squamata, Gekkonidae. Gene Ontology annotation, biological process: SMAD protein signal transduction; negative regulation of transcription by RNA polymerase II; negative regulation of apoptotic process. Gene Ontology annotation, molecular function: growth factor activity; BMP receptor binding; cytokine activity. The transcript has 4 exons. Bases 75 to 1466 code for a protein of 463 amino acids.
CGUGGCCCCUCCGCGCGAGUUUCCCCACGGCUCUCUUGCUCCACGCUGGCUGUCAAGAACCAUGGACUGUUUUUAUGUGCCCUGUUCGUUGUCAAGACACCAUGACGCCUGGUAACCGAAUGCUGAUGGUCAUUCUGGUAUGCCAAGUCCUGCUAGGCGGCACUGCCCGCGCCAACUUCAUCCCCGCCGAGACCGGGAGGAAGAAAGUGGCCGGCGGAUUGCUGCACCCGCGAGGAGGAGGAGGAGGAGGAGGCGGCGGCCGAGCCGAGGAAGGCGCCCCCCCGGGAACCUCCCGCCGCCCCUUCCCGAGCCAUGAACUCUUGCGCGGGUUCGAGGCCACGCUGCUGCAGAUGUUCGGCCUGCGCCGGCGGCCGCAGCCCAGCCGGGCGGCCGUGGUGCCUUCCUACAUGCUGGACCUCUACCGCCUCCAGUCCGGGGGGGACGCGGAGCAACUGCUGGAUCUGGGCCUCCAGUACCCGGAGAAGUCCACCAGCCGCGCCAACACCGUGAGGAGCUUCCACCACGAAGAAGACCUGGAGGCGCUCCCGGGCCCGCCGGGCCCCGCUCCCCGACGGCUCCGCUACUUCUUCAACCUCAGCAGCGUGCCGGCCGACGAGGCCAUCUCCUCGGCGGAGCUGCGCCUCUUCCGCCAGCGGCUGCCCGACGACGCCGAGGCGGCGGCGGAGGAGGCGUCGGCGCCGGAGCAGGGCUUGCACCGGAUCAACGUCUACGAGGUGAUGAAGCCCGUCGGGGAGGGCGCGGAGGGGGGCGGCGACCUGGCCACCCGCCUGCUGGACACUCGCCUGGUGCACCCCAACGUCAGCCGCUGGGAGAGCUUCGACGUCAGCCCGGCGGUGGUGCGAUGGACGGCGGGCGGGGAGCCCAACCACGGGCUGGCCGUCGAGGUGGUCCCGCUGCACCCCCCGCGGCAGACUGGCCCCGCCGCCGCCGCCCGGCACGUCCGGAUCAGCCGCUCCCUACCCCGGGGGGGCCGCCUGGACGCCGCCGCCUGGGCGCGCCUCCGCCCGCUCCUGGUCACCUUCAGCCACGACGGCCGCGGCCAGGCGCCCCUCACCCGCCGCCGCCCCAAGCGCAGCCCCAAGCACCACGACCACGGCGGCGGCGGCGCCCACCCGCGGCCGCGCAAGAGCAAGAAGAACUGCCGCCGCCACGCCCUCUACGUGGACUUCAGCGACGUGGGCUGGAACGACUGGAUCGUGGCCCCGCCGGGCUACCAGGCCUACUACUGCCAGGGCGACUGCCCCUUCCCCUUGGCCGACCACCUCAACUCCACCAACCACGCCAUCGUCCAGACCCUGGUCAACUCCGUCAACGCCACCAUCCCCAAGGCCUGCUGCGUCCCCACCGAGCUCAGCGCCAUCUCCAUGCUCUACCUGGACGAGUACGACAAGGUGGUCCUCAAGAACUACCAGGAGAUGGUGGUGGAAGGCUGCGGGUGCCGCUGAGCUGAGCCCUGCUGGGGGAGGCGGAGAACUGUCGCCCCGUCCAACAAGAACUCUCCAAGCGCGCCGGGAAGGGCGCAGUGGGUGGGAACCCCGCGGUGGGCAGGGAGAGGGGAACCAGCGGAGCCCCCCCCCCCAAAAAAACGGGCCGGUUUUCUCCUUGCAAAAGACAUGAGGGUGGUGAUCAUGACGAACUGUCUCUCUCUCUUUCACACACACACGCUCUGCCAGCAGAAGGAAUAAUUAUUAUUAAAAAGAGAGGGGGGGGAAAGGAACCAGUCCCUUAAUCCGUUCACCUUGACCUUAUUUAUGACUUAAAUGUGCAAAUGUUGUGACAAUAAGGAUCAUAUAUUUUGACAAAAAGUAUAUUUAUAACGACCGUAUUAAAAGA